This is a messenger RNA of Cydia splendana, 1949 nucleotides long. RefSeq names its product mitochondrial import receptor subunit TOM40 homolog 1-like. Gene Ontology annotation, cellular component: mitochondrial outer membrane; mitochondrial outer membrane translocase complex. The transcript is spliced from 4 exons. NCBI's taxonomy places the organism in Eukaryota, Metazoa, Arthropoda, Insecta, Lepidoptera, Tortricidae. Gene Ontology annotation, biological process: protein import into mitochondrial matrix. Bases 118 to 1212 code for a protein of 364 amino acids. The record is from RefSeq and is a predicted model, not a curated record. Gene Ontology annotation, molecular function: transmembrane protein transporter activity.
GUAAUAUUCUGAUUUUAAAAUAUAAAAGUCAUCAUUGUCACUGUCAACAUCAAUUUUGCAAGUUAUCUUUAUUUAAAUACACUAUUUUGAUUAUUUUUCUACGAUUUAAAUAAAAUAAUGUUCAAAAGUGAUUCCCAGUCCACAACCUUGUCGGAUUUGAUCAAGCGAGGUUUCUUCGAAGCUGUUUAUGCGAAGAGUAAUCCUAAUUCCAGUGAUAAUUCCCCGAGGCGUGGCGCGUGUGAGCCUGUGGAAGAGAAGCGUAGGGUUUCUCCGCCACCAGUGCCGCCAUGUUCUGUCACAAACCGAGGGAAAUCCGGGGCAGGUGUUUCCGGUUCUCGUAACCAGCCGCAAGGCGACCCUAGCGGGCUGCCCUCGGGUGCAACCAACCCGGGUUUGCUCAGAUACAUCCACAACGCAGCUCGCUACAGGAUACCCCAGUGCUUUGAGGGCGCCUCUCUAUCUGUUAAACAGGAUACUAAUGAAAAUUGGAUGCUCGGCCACUCUAUGACCUUCAGUUCAGUAUCGCCGGGUGGUUACAAGCUUCUACUUUCCUACAUGGACAAAUCCAAGCCGUCAAAGCUGCCUUACUUUAUAAUAGAAGCGGCGCCAGGCGGACAGAUGAGCUGCGAGGCUCGGGUCGGGCCCUCCGACAGUACUCGGGCCACAGUGGUUGCGCAAAUCGCUGACCGCGAGAUUUACAGCUUUGAAAGCAUUUUUGACGCCUAUUUUGACAAUUGCACGGCUUCUGUGAUUGCCGUCAAUAAGGAUUUCAUUGCUUUACAUUUUCUUCAGGCGAUAACGGAUGAAAUAUCACUGGGGGCUGAGUUCGUAUCCCGCGUUCAAGCGACGGAGCUGAGCUCAGCAUCAGCCGCAGCACGCUAUAUGACAAAGCAGUAUUCAGCUAGCGCUACCCUGGGCAGUCGUGGUUUGGACCUGUGCUAUGCGCGAGCCAUCGCGCCGCACCUCACCGUCGCGGGGAUGUUUGAGGUUGGCUUUGCAUUUCGCCGUGCGGUAGCAACCCUGGCCUACGAAUGGCGCGCGGACGAGUGGACGGUCCGAGGCUCGGCCGACUCGGACGGCCUAGUCGGCGCCACGCUGCAGCGCGCCCUCGGCGGCAAGCAGGCCAAGCUGGCUUGCGAAAUAUCGGCGCUGCUCAACCACCCUAAUAAUAAGUUCCGGCUCGGCUUCGGAGUGACUGCUGCUGUUGUUUAGAUUUGUCUACGCAUUGAAGAUAUAAUUGGCCUUUAUAUGGAUGGUGCACGGAAUAUUCAUUAGUACAGCUAAAUAUAAUAGGGUAAUAAGAGAGACGCGCGUAUGCAAACUAAUAAAGUUGACCCGUUAACUAAAAAGCUCUAAGUACUUCAAGCAGGUAUGGCGCUCCUGUUACUGCUAAGUUCCAAGUUGUUUGCCUUUUUUGCGGUCUUUUAUCCAUCUAAAAUGAACAUAUAUGUAGGUAGUUUAUGUUUGUUUUUAAUUUAAUUGAUUGAUAUAAAAAAAUAUAUAUUCCACGACAUUUACUAAAUGGCUAAUUCCUUAUAAAGUAUCUACUUAUUUUUUUAUGUAUGAAAUUAGGUAAGUACACCUAUUUAAAACCUUGCAAUAAUAGGUACGACUUCGUCCUAUAAUUAUUAACCUGUGAUUAGUGAUAUUAAUUAUUAAAAGUAAAAAUUGUAUCAUAUUCAAAAACUGAAAAUGUAAUUCCGUUCAUAUGUUUUUAUUAUACCAAUUUAUUGUUUUGACUAAGCUUUAUACCUACCGCAUAAAUUAGUUGUGAGAUUUGUUAUUCUGACCGUUGCUUUGAAUUGGAUUAAACACCAUCUAAGAUGCUGUAACCCAAUUCAUUUAUUUGUGGCAUGGACUUUGAAUCUUAAUAAUUUUAAUUAUUACUUAUACUCUUAUUUUUAUAAGUGUUUAUAACCGAAGGCAAGUUUAGUAUACAUAUUAGUUUU